AUGACUAGUACAGGUGUAUCCAUUCAUACGAAUCCUGCUGCCUUGUUUGGCGUAGAGGGACAGGUCGCUGUGGUCACAGGGGGUGGCACCGGUAUCGGACUCAUGAUUGCUACUGCGUUAGAGAACAAUGGUGCCACCGUGUACAUCAUUGGUCGGAGGCUUGAAGUUAUAGAAAAGGCUGCCAAGGAGAAUAACAGAUUCGGAAAGCUCAUCCCAUUACAGGGUGACAUCACGUGUCGUCGGUCUCUCACAAAACUCGUCGAGACUGUCAGAACACGCCAUGGCUAUAUUGACCUCCUUGUCAAUAAUGCCGGCAUCGCCCGCAAUAUUCUACCCUCGCAUUUACCAUCCCCGCUGGACGGCCCCGCAGAUGCCUCCCCAUCCAUCAAGGCGUUCCAAAGUGUCCUUUGGGAUACUGGAUCACCAGAAGGCUUUGCCGAGACGUUCGAUACGAACGUCACUGCCGUUUAUUUUACUACCGUCGCCUUCCUCGAGUUGCUUCACCUUGGCAAUUUAAGAAGGGGUGACCUGCCUCCUGUCAUGUCGCUGCGUCCACCGGUUUUCAACAAGGAGCCCUGUGAUGAUGUUUCGAACGAUCGAAGCUCCGCAUCCUUCAGUCCUUCAGUAGCCUCUCAUUCCUUUUCUCCAACAUCACCCUCACCUCUUGCGUCCCUUCCUGCAGGAUUGUCCUCCAUUAAUUCUACUCAGGCCACUCAUCCUCCGGAGAAAUGCAUUCCACAGCCGACAUCUCAAGUUAUCACCAUCUCCUCAUCUGGCUCCUUUCGCAUUGAUGCGCGAGUCCUAUCUAUCUCUUAUACGAUGGCAAAGAGUGCUUGCACACACCUCGGAAGGCUUCUUGCUAACCUUUUGGCUGAUUGGGGUAUUCGCUCCAACGUACUAUGCCCAGGUGUUUUUCCAAGCGAAAUGACAUCAACUCAACACCUCACACCUGCCCUUUUGGCUCAAGCUGUUCCUCUCGGGCGCGCAGGUGUCCUAUCUGAUAUCUCUGGUCCUAUUCUUUUCCUGGCUGGCCCCGCGGGAGCAUACGUUAACGGUGCUGUAUGGCUGGUUGAUGGGGGACGAGUUGGCUCUGUCGCUAGCUCCUACCACUGA
Molecule: messenger RNA, 1113 nt
Organism: Suillus subaureus
Lineage: Eukaryota; Fungi; Basidiomycota; Agaricomycetes; Boletales; Suillaceae
Exons: 4
Coding region: 1-1113 (370 amino acids)
Source: RefSeq, a predicted model, not a curated record